UGGAGAAGGUUGGUUCCGGGGACUCUCUGCUUCACCACCGCCGCUGCUUCACACGCUUCCUCCCGGAGACAUGAGGCGGAAGGAGAAGAGGCUGCUGCAGUUCGCCGGGCUGCUCAUAGCGGCUCUCCUGUUCCUCCCUAACGUCGGGCUGUGGUCUUUGUACCGGGACCGAGUGUUCGACAACUCGGACACAGCGGACGGUCCUGGCGGCGUCCCCCCGAUACAGGGUUUAAGGCAGAUGAGGAGGGUCGUUCAGGUCGGACGGGAUGGCGUGCGGCGGACGGACUGGCACGACUACGAAGCCAUGAGGAGAGACGCCGCUCGCUCUGGAAAUGGAGAACAGGGUAAGGCGUUCCCUCUGUCGGAAACUGACAGAGUGGAUCAGGCCUACAGGGAAAAUGGAUUUAACAUCUACGUCAGCGACCGGAUCUCCCUCAACCGCUCCCUGCCCGACAUCCGCCAUGCAAACUGUAAACAGAAGCUAUACGCGGAGAAGCUGCCCAACACCAGCAUCAUCAUCCCGUUUCAUAACGAAGGCUGGACGUCUCUGCUCAGGACCGUCCACAGUGUACUCAACCGGUCUCCUCCACAGCUCAUCGCAGAGGUCAUCCUGGUGGACGACUUCAGCGACAAAGAACACCUGAAGGUGGCGCUGGAGGAGUACAUGCAGCGGAUGCCCAAGGUUCGAAUCCUGAGGACGAAGAAGAGGGAGGGUCUGAUCCGGACUCGUCUGCUCGGGGCUGGAGCCGCCAAAGGAGAAGUCAUCACCUUCCUGGACUCCCACUGCGAGGCCAACGUCAACUGGCUGCCCCCGCUGCUCGACAGGAUCUCCCAGAACAGGAAGACCAUCGUAUGUCCAAUGAUCGAUGUUAUCGAUCACGACAACUUCGGCUAUGACACGCAGGCAGGAGACGCCAUGCGGGGAGCGUUCGACUGGGAAAUGUACUACAAACGCAUCCCCAUCCCCCAAGAGCUGCAGAAAGACGACCCUAGUGAACCCUUCGAGUCUCCAGUGAUGGCUGGUGGACUGUUCGCUGUGGACAGGAAGUGGUUCUGGGAGCUGGGAGGUUAUGACACGGGUCUGGAGAUCUGGGGAGGAGAGCAGUAUGAAAUCUCCUUUAAGGUGUGGAUGUGCGGAGGGCGGAUGGAGGACAUCCCCUGCUCCAGGGUAGGACACAUCUACAGGAAGUACGUCCCCUACAAGGUCCCUGGUGGGAUCAGCCUGGCAAAGAACCUGAAGCGUGUCGCUGAGGUGUGGAUGGACGAGUACGCCGAAUACGUCUACCAGCGCCGACCCGAGUACCGCCACCUGUCGGCCGGAGACAUGACGUCGCAGAAGGAGCUGAGGAGUCGACUGAACUGUAAAAACUUCAAAUGGUUCAUGAGCGAAGUGGCGUGGGAUCUGCCCAAACACUACCCCCCCGUGGAGCCUCCUGCCGCCGCCUGGGGAGAGAUCCGUAACGUGGACAGCGGUAUGUGCAUGGAAAUUAAACACUUUGUGUCAGGGAGCCCUAUCCGCCUGGAGAGCUGUGUGAAGGGUCGGGGUGAAGUGAGCUGGAGCCACGGGCAGGUGCUGACCCUCGGGUGGAGGGAGGACAUCCGGGUGGGCGACCCCAUGCACACCCGUAAGGUGUGCUUCGACGCCGUCUCCCACAGCAGCCCCGUCACUCUGUACGACUGUCACGGCAUGAAGGGAAACCAGCUGUGGAGAUACAGGAAGGAUAAGAGCCUGUAUCAUCCCGUCAGUAACAGCUGCAUCGACAGCAGUCCGACCGAACGCCGCGUCUUCAUGAGCACGUGCGACCCGUCGUCUCUGAGCCAGCAGUGGCUGUUUGAGAGAACCAACGCCACCGUGUUGGAAUACUUCAACCGCAACGGCAGCAACUGAGGCCACAGCACUGUGAGCUGAGACGUCUUCCACAGAACCAGAUCAUGACACAGUGAUCACCUUUAAAUAGAUAAAUGGAUACAGGAGCCUUCCCAGCGCAGCAGUGAUCCAGUGUGUUCAGUAUCAGCUGCUCUGAACACACGAUAAACAACAGAAUCCACUCCUACAGCUCUGUGGUGAAGGUGGAGGGUGUGAUCUGAUCGGACCGACUGCAGCAUGAGGGAAAAAGGAUUUCAAGGACAAUCUCGUCUUUCUGUCAAACACAGUCGUCUGGAUUCCAGCGCUCCGUAUUUUUUCACCUUUUGUACAUCUCUUAUUUUUGUCAAUAUUGGGAGUUUCAUUCCUUGCGUUGCAGCCAGUGCGUAGACAGACCCCUGGACAUUCUGCACGUUUACUACAGAAAUGGGACACAUAUACCAAAAAAUGCACUUACUCUUUAAAGAAAACUUUAUUUUACGAAGGACACUUUUUUUUUUUUUUUUUUUUGAGAAGUGCAAAUAUUUUUCUACAAUUUAAUAAAACCAAGAAAUGACAAUAGCAGUCAAGUGUCAGUGUUUUCAGUAAAUAUACAGAAUUGAAAAGCUUAUUGUGGCUGUCUUACUGUGUAUUUGACUAUAACUUGGUCAUUUUGACUUGCACAAGAAUAUUUUUGUAUAAAUGUUGGGUAAAUUUUUGUACAAAUAAAGCAAUGUGAAUAUUAAA
Molecule: messenger RNA, 2590 nt
Organism: Sphaeramia orbicularis (orbiculate cardinalfish)
Lineage: Eukaryota; Metazoa; Chordata; Actinopteri; Kurtiformes; Apogonidae
Product: polypeptide N-acetylgalactosaminyltransferase 10-like
Exons: 14
Coding region: 71-1888 (605 amino acids)
Biological process (GO): protein O-linked glycosylation
Cellular component (GO): Golgi apparatus
Molecular function (GO): polypeptide N-acetylgalactosaminyltransferase activity
Source: RefSeq, a predicted model, not a curated record